CUGCACUGUCAGUACGCGCUAUGGCCUCUCUCACUGAUCAGCUGGAGGAGGUGAGGGUGAAUGCGGAGGGCAGUUUAUCUUCUCCAAGUUCUGCCCAGGAGAUGAGGGCAGGGGUGGAAGCUAUGGCCAACAUCCCCCUUCCACCCUCCAGCAAGUAUCGCUGUAUAGCUGCCGAAGUCAUGUUGACAGAGAACGGUAGUGGCAAUAACAGGAAGGAGUCCCUAGCCCUUCUGCAGAAACUUUCUACUGCUCUUAACAUUUUGGAGAAGUAUGGCUCCAAUCUUACCAACCCCAGCAGACCUAAGUACUGGCGAACAGUAAAGUACAACAAUCCUGUCUUCAGGACCACCGUAGACUCUAUUCAGGGUGGCAGAGCAGUACUUAACCUGUACGGCUACACCAAUCAGCAGCAGGAUGGCUUAAGCUUUCCUGAUGAUGUUGUUGAGCCAGAUGUUGGCAAGGUGGCGUCAGUAACUCUUGAGGUCAUGUGUCUUCGAAUGGAGCUGGACAUGCUAACCAAGGGCACCCAUCCUCAUCCAGAGUUUUUUGAAAGACUUAUUCCCUCUCUCACCGUGCAGGAGGAAGAGGGACUCAGCACAGAUGCAGUUGUCUUUGCUCCUAGUGAGAAAGUAUGGGAUAAACAAACUCCUUCACCUCUGUCUAGUCCUCCUCAGGCUAAAUCCCCUUUCAGUCCAGCUCUCUCUCUCUCUUCUCUGGCCCCCUCUACACAAACAGAGAACUGCACCAUAUGUGGCAUCUUUCCAGUGUCCGCUCACUGUCCCACUUGUACCCAGAAGCUUUGCACAGAAUGUGACAGACUCUAUCACUCUCAUUCUGGACGAUCUACACACAUAAGAAUCCCUGUGACUUCCUCAAGACCCACAAAGCGACUCAGCUCAUCACUGUCAACAUGGCAGUGUUCAUACUGCACUACAGUAAAUUCGAUGCUGCAGGUUUUGUGUGAAACCUGCGAUCGCCCCCGUUUGUCCUCUGCUGCUCCAUCACUACAGGAGGAGUCAUCACAGCCCUCUACAAUAUCUGAGUGGCAGUGUAAAAGCUGCACAGUGGUGAAUGCAGGUAGCAGUAUUUUAUGUGAGGUUUGCGAACGACCUCGUCUGGCCACCAGACCACCUGCUGUACCCCCACGAGCAACCCCUUCCUCCUCAGCACUAAUGGACAGCCAGUGGAUAUGCCAGUUUUGUACAUACGUCAACCGGACACCAUCGACCGUAUGUGACAUGUGUUGUCUAUCAAGACCAGAGCCUUCCAUAUCACCCUCUAAGCCCCUCCCACUAUCACCAGUCAAGGACCUUCUACCUCCUGCAGCCACAACCAAAGCCACGCCCACUGAAGACCCUGAUUUAAAGCGACAGAGACUGAUGAAGGAGGACGGGCUCAAACUUAUUCAGCUCAUUCGAGAGGGAGAGAAGAAAGGAGUGAGCCCAGAGGAGGUUUACACCAGCAUGCGAGUGUCAGGAAACAGUAACGUAACGCCGUAUGAUUGGCUGAAGACAGAGCUUCCUCAUGUGCUUGAUGAGAUCUGUGUGAUGGCUGCAUCGUGUCAGCAGGAGCCCAACGGUUCAGGGGGGAACAAUGGCCACGAUGGACUAAAGGGCAACCCUGUGCCCCUGUCCAGAGCGGAAGCUAAACGUGCCUGGCUGGCAGCAGGGGGCGAUAAUGAAAAGGCCGUCAGACAGGCUCUCAGAGACCGCAGAGUUAAAGUAAAAGAGCUUGGCUCUUUGGGCUUUAAUGAUGCAACCCGCUGUGAAGAAGCACUGAGGCAGAGUGGAGGCGAUGUAAGGGGGGCUCUAGUCCUGCUGCAGCGCCCUUUGCUGGAGCCCUUCCAUCAGCGCAUGUGGAGCGAAGAACCAGAGCCCCCCAUCGACAUCAACCACCCAGAUAAACAGCAUGUUUGCCGUAGGCUGCUAGCAGUGUUUGAUCUGCCCAGCUGGGGGCGCUGUGAGCUGAUUUUGUCUUUGCUACGGGACCCUGCAGCCAAUUACACACUGGAAGACGUGGUUCAGGCUGUGCGUGAAUCACCUGACCGAGACUUCAUUCGGCGCGUGCUGAACAAAGAAUGCCCCAUCUGCCUGUCAGUUUUUCCCCACAGCAAGAUGCGGUCUCUGACAUCAUGCCAGUGCUCAGUGUGCUGUGGAUGUUUCCAGCAGCAUUUUACCAUAGCGGUGAGAGACAAACACAUCAGAGACAUGGUGUGUCCUGUCUGCACAGAGCCUGACAUCAACGACCCAGAGCACCUUAACAGCUACUUCUCUACACUGGACAUACAGCUCAGGGAUUGUCUUGAACAAGAGGUGUACGAGCUCUUCCACAAGAAGCUAACUGAGCAGGCUCUCAUCAAGGACCCAAAGUUUCUGUGGUGCAGUCAUUGCUCAUAUGGCUUCAUCUAUGACGACGAUCAACUCAAGGUCACCUGUAGCCAGUGCAGGAAAAGCUUUUGUGCUCAGUGCAAAAAAACAUGGGAGCCACAGCACAUGGGUCUUUCGUGUGAGCAAUUCCAGCUAUGGAAGCGAGAGAAUGACCCUGAAUACCAGAGGCAGGGUUUGGCCGGAUACCUGCGUGACAACGGCAUCACUUGUCCUAACUGUAGGUUCCAGUAUGCUCUGGCCAGGGGCGGCUGCAUGCACUUCAGCUGUUCUCAGUGCAGAUAUCAGUUCUGCAGUGGAUGUAACAACCCCUUCCACACAACAUGUGCAGUGAACCAGUGUACUGUGACAGGUCUGCAUGCCCAUCACCCCAGAGACUGCCUCUUCUACCUCCGAGACUGGGAGCCUGCAAGGCUUCAGGCCUUACUGCAGAAAAAAGGGGUGAACUACAAUACUGAAACUGCACCAGGAGCACAGACUGGUGUGUGUGGAGUGAUCGAGCAGAAAGAUGAAGGGCCUCGUCCGACCGAUUCUCCGUGUGGUGCUCAGACUCAGCCGGGCCAGGCGGGACUCUGCGA
Danio rerio (zebrafish) is the source of this 2962-nucleotide messenger RNA. Lineage: Eukaryota; Metazoa; Chordata; Actinopteri; Cypriniformes; Danionidae. The record is from RefSeq and is a predicted model, not a curated record.